Paramacrobiotus metropolitanus is the source of this 1466-nucleotide messenger RNA. RefSeq lists its product as uncharacterized. The transcript has a single exon. The record is from RefSeq and is a predicted model, not a curated record. The coding region runs from base 2 to 1366 and encodes 454 amino acids. Gene Ontology annotation, molecular function: UDP-glycosyltransferase activity. NCBI's taxonomy places the organism in Eukaryota, Metazoa, Tardigrada, Eutardigrada, Parachela, Macrobiotidae.
AAUGCCGGCAAGGAAGCACGUACUGGUACUGUGCUAUCCGACAUUCGGCCACUACAUCCCCAUGCUGGAGUUCGCCGAGCGCGUCGUCCCCUUCCACGAUGUGACGCUGGUCGUGUCGGCCACCCGCGAUCAGGAGAUCCUCCAGCGCCACCUUUCUCCACCCGAUCCCAUUCGCCUGCACUUCCUAGACGACCAACUCAGCAUCAACCUGGACGAGAACUUCACGGAGAUGAAGCAGCUGAUCCAAAUCAUUAAAGAACAAGCACCACAUUACGCCAGAUUCGUGGCCAGUUUAAACCAAGCCAGUUCAGCGUUGCCACACGUAGACGCGGUAUUCUGUGAUAUCUUCCAGCAUGCGCCAUGCCAACCGUGUCAUGAUAAGGGCAUUCCGUUGUACAUCGUCAGUACAUAUCCAGCGGAACUGAUUUGCGGGAUGAUGAGGAUCGAGAAAGACACGCCCACGAUCCCGGAUGAGACCUUCUUCUCCAGUCAAGAUGUUGGUGAAGAGAAAGAGAUGGGAAGCUUUGCGCAAAAGAGCGGUAAAGUGGUGGAACUGAAUCAGAAAGAAGCGGUGAAGUGCGCUAAAGGAAUUCUCUUCAAUUCGUUCGAAAAGAUCGAGCCGACAGCGAUGCAGGAACUCCAGAAAAUUCCCGAAUUACAAGACAAGAGUUUAAUGUUUGUGGGACCGCUGAUUCGCACACAGCGGAAUUUACACCAUGAGAUUGAGAGCGGAUUCCCGGCAAAGGUCAUGCAGUGGAUGAACCGGCAAAAGGAGCAAAGCGUUGUUUACUGCUCGUUUGGCUCGAUUGCUGUGGCCUCAAAAGAACAGCUAAUCGAAAUCGGCAAUGCGUUACUUGAGACUCAACGGCCGUUUAUCUGGGCGCUGCGACCGUUCCAGCAGGAACACUUACCGGAUACUUUCCAAAGGACAAAUUAUGAUGAUAAUGUCAGCUUAAGCGCGAAAUAUUUGAUCGUUCCUUGGGCGUCACAGAAAUCGCUGUUGGCACACAGGGCUAUCGCGCUUUUUAUCAGUCACUGCGGCUGGAAUAGUACGCUGGAGGCGGUGCAUUGCGGGGUGCCGCUAAUUGCCUGGCCUAUGUUCGGCGAUCAGCAUUUUAAUGCCAAACUGGUCGAGCAGGUGGGGAUUGGUGUGGCGAUUCCGGCAACGGGGAUGAUGAAUGCGCGGCUGGUUCCGGCGCAAGAAAUCAGCGAAACCGUGGAGCGGGUCAUUGGGAAAACAGCAGAUGCCGGAGACAGGUCGGGGUUUAGGAAGAAAGUGAGCACUUUGGCUGCUCAGGCCCAGCAUGCUCUUUCGGAGGAAGGCACAUCGACGCGCAAUUUGGCGGAACUGUUGAAGAAUUUGUAAGCGAUGCGCAGUCGCCAGUGCCACUGUUGACUCUUGAAGUAUUAUUCUGUUUUGUUGACCAUCAGUUAAAUUUCUCCGAGGUGCGUUUUUGUUGCCCGUA